CUUUUUUCGACGUUGAUGUUGAUGUCGAAAUCAAACGCAUGAAUCCUUUGAAUCUUGGAAUCCAAGGAUUAGGGCGACUAGGUUCCACGAGGAACCCAGAAUUCCUCGUGGAACCCAGAUCUGAGUUCCACGAGGAACCCAAGAGGAUGAUGUUCUUGGUUCCUCGUGGAACCCAGCAACUAGGUUUCGCAAGGAACCCACUAGGUUCGUGGAACCCAGUCGUCGAACCCAGCAACUGGGUUUCGCAAGGAACCCAGAAGGAUGAUGAAGAGAUGCUAAAGACGAUGCUGAGGGGGGCUUAUUUGCCUCAAAGAAAAGUUUAAGGGAGUAAUUGUUUCUUCCAUGAAAGUUCGAGUGUUACUGUUGAAGAAGCAAAAAUGGAGCUAAGCUUAUACUGCCCUUUUGGAUAAACCUCCUUAAACCCCCAAAAGAAUCCCAAACUCAAAACUCAAAAUUUCCUGUCCGUCGUGUUGGUUACAGAACACUGAAUAAACAAUUCGUUGUUUC
Molecule: messenger RNA, 507 nt
Organism: Rubroshorea leprosula
Lineage: Eukaryota; Viridiplantae; Streptophyta; Magnoliopsida; Malvales; Dipterocarpaceae
Source: the annotation of a GenBank genome assembly